Molecule: messenger RNA, 7341 nt
Organism: Lates calcarifer (barramundi perch)
Lineage: Eukaryota; Metazoa; Chordata; Actinopteri; Centropomidae
Gene: brinp1
Product: bone morphogenetic protein/retinoic acid inducible neural-specific 1
Exons: 8
Coding region: 441-2726 (761 amino acids)
Biological process (GO): positive regulation of neuron differentiation; negative regulation of mitotic cell cycle
Source: RefSeq, a predicted model, not a curated record
UCCCAGCCUCCCUUCCUAGAUAUCCAUCCCACACCUCUCCACCCGCAAACGGCUCCUACGGUGAGAGGAGGAAAAAAAAAGAGAAGAGAGAGCAGAACAGUUUCAAACACGUCGGCAUAAAUCUCACUAUCCAGAGCUCCCUUUUCUCCUUUCCCUCCUGACGGACUUCAUUACUUUAUUCCUCUGCGCGCCAAUGCCCGAGACCACGCCGAAACGAAGGAUUUUUUUCCCUUGAGCAUGAAAAGGAUUGCCAAAUCAUCCGCAAUCCAACAUCACCGACUGAGCCACCAGCAUGAGCACUGGAUACAUAUGCUCCAGCAGAAGUUGUUGGCUAGAGAACUAACAAAUCUUGGACCACAGAUACAGCUAAGAGGGGAGAGUCAGUUUUAGGUCUCCACAUAAUGGAGCGAGAAUGAACAGAGAGCGGCUUAAAAAAAAGCAUGAACUGGAGGUUUAUUGAGGUCAUCUGCUUCCUGUUUAUAUGGGACCAUAUAACAGUUCAGUCUUCCCGCCAGGACCCAUUGGCCACUGAGCAACAUGUCACCAAGCAAUAUGACUGGCUCAUCUCUGACCGUGGACCUUUCCACCACUCUCGGAGUUACCUGUCCUUUGUGGAAAAAUUCCGCCAAGGAUUUACGACCAGAUAUAAAAUUUAUAGGGAAUUUGCACGUUGGAAGGUGAGGAACACGGCAAUUGAGAGACGGGACCUGAUCCGCAACCCCGUGCCGCUCAUGCCUGAGUUCCAGCGCAGCGUACGCUUGCUGGGCCGCAGACCCACCACUCAGCAGUUCAUCGACACCAUCAUUAAGAAAUAUGGAACCCACAUUCUCAUCUCAGCCACCCUGGGAGGAGAGGAGGCACUGACUAUGUACCUGGCCAAAAACAAGCUGGACAGGAAGCUUGCCAACGCUACUCAGAACGUGGAAGCCCUUCAUCAGCUGGCCUCGUCAUACUUCAUUGACCGUGACGGCACGAUGAGGAAGCUGCAUGAGAUCCAGAUUUCCACCAAUGCGAUCAAGGUGACAGAGACACGGACGGGGCCACUGGGAUGCAGCAGCUAUGACAAUCUGGACUCAGUUAGCUCAAUCCUUCUGCAGAGCCCCGAGAGCAAGCUUCAUCUGCAAGGUCUUCAGGUCAUUUUCCCCGAAUAUCUGCAGGAAAAAUUCGUCCAGUCAGCCCUGAGCUACAUUAUGUGCAACGGAGAGGGAGAGUACGUGUGCCGUAACAACCAGUGCAUCUGUCAGUGCGCCGAGGAGUAUCCCCAGUGCAACUGUCCCAUCACCGACAUCCAGAUCAUGGAGAACACCCUGUUGGGGAUGUCUGAGUCCUGGGCUGCCUCUUAUAAAGACUUUGAAAAUUCUGAUGAGUUCAAGUCCUUCCUGAAGAGGCUGCCCUCCACUCACUUCCUGCCCAUCAGCAGUGUGCAUCUCCUGUGGGGCAGCGACUGGGACCUGCAAGCCCGCUACAGGCUCCUCCAGAGCUCCCUGGAGAUCCAGCGGCUCAAGAUCCAGCGUACCGCCCGCAAGCUCUUUGGCCUCAGCAUCCGUUGUCACCACAACCCCAACCACCAGAUGCCUAGGGAGAGGUCUGUAAUGCAGUGGCUCAACAGGGUUCAGUCCUUCCUCUACUGCAAUGAGAAUGGGUUCUGGGGGACCUUCUUGGAGAGCCAAAGGACAUGCGUGUGCCACACAGGUGUCACCCUAUGCCAGCGACCGAUCCCUUGUGUCAUUGGUGGUAACAACAGCUGUGCCAUGUGCAGCCUGGCCAACAUUUCACAAUGUGGCUCCUGCAACAAGGGCUACAAGUUGUACCGUGGCCGCUGUGAGCCCCAGAAUGUGGACUCGGAACGUAGCGAGCAAUUCAUCAGCUUUGAAACUGAUCUGGACUUUCAGGACCUGGAACUCAAAUACCUGUUGCAGAAAAUGGAUUCACGACUGUACAUUCACACUACUUUCAUCAGUAAUGAGAUCCGCCUGGAGACAUUCUUUGACCCUCGAUGGCGUAAGCGCAUGUCCCUGACACUCAAAAGUAACAAAAACCGGAUGGACUACCUCCACAUGAUAAUCGGCCUAUCGAUGAAGAUCUGCCAGAUGCGAAACAGCAGUAUUGAUCCCAUGUUCUUUGUUUACGUCAACCCAUUCAGUGGUAGUCACUCAGAAGGCUGGAGCAUGCCCUUUGGCGAACAUGGUUACCCACGCUGGGAAAAGGUACGACUGCAGAACUCCCAGUGCUUCAACUGGACACUCCUGCUGGGCAACCGGUGGAAGACCUUCUUUGAGACUGUGCACAUCUACCUGCGUAGCCGUGCUAAGAUCCCAACUGGCCUACGCAAUGACACAGGACAGGGCCCUGUGGAUCUCGCAGACCCUAACAAGCGCCAGAUCUACAUAAAAAUAUCUGAUAUCCAAGUGUUCGGCUACAGUCUGCGCUUUAAUGCCGACCUGCUCCGUAGUGCUGUGCAGCAGGUUAACCAGUCGUACACACAGGGAACUCAGUUCUACUCAUCCUCAUCUGUUAUGCUCCUGCUACUGGACAUUAGGGAUCGGAUUAACCGCCUAGCCCCUCCAUCUGCACCUGGCAAACCCCAACUGGACCUCUUCUCUUGUAUGCUAAAGCAUAGGCUCAAGCUCAACAACAGCGAGAUGAUUCGAGUAAAUCAUGCCUUGGACAUGUACAGCACAGAGAUACUAAAACAAUCAGAUCACCUGACUGCUAAACUCUGUUGAACAUAAUAACAUUAACAUAAGGACCGCAAACUAAACACAGACACCCAACAAAUGAACUAUAAGGGGAUAUUAAUCUUAAUUUUGUUCUCUCUUUUUCAUUUUUUGGACCUUUUCUGCCUUUUGAUGUAAUAUUAACUUUGUAAGCAGAAUUCUUAAAGAGCAAAAGGAAAAAGGCAGUGAUGAAAAGCAUUUCAGGCAGAUAAAGAAGAUUAAUGGAACCACUAUAAGGACUGUAUCAUAUUUGUCCCAGCAUGUCUGUCAUUCCCUAAAAGAACUUAAAAGAGAGAGAGAGAAAAAAAUGAAAUAUUAAAUCUAUGUACUGGUGAAAAAGAGGCCUUGAUUUUACUCUGAGGGAUCAAAGGUUAUAUCUGAAACUGCCAUUCUUUACUGAGAAAAAAAUGUUUUUAAAGGAAUAAUGACAUAACACAAGGGCAGACCAGAUAUCCUUUUAUUUCAGCUAAUGUGCAAAAUAUUUCAGACAUAAUGGACAGUUUAAUAUUAAAGAUGUUUAUACAUUGUAAGGAUUAAAUAGCCCUAGUGAGUAAGUAGUCAACACAUUACUUAUAGACUCUUUAUUACAUUUCAAACCCACAGUGAAUCUGCAUCGCUCUUUGUGAGUUAUGAGGCACUCUGUCAUUGUUCUGACACAUAAGGCACACAGCAGGGCAGUAAUGGAUAGUCAUGUCAAAUAACAGAAGCCAGCUGUUUAUAUAUACAUAUAUAUGUGGAUGAAUGUGUGUGUAUGUGAGUGAGCAAAUGUGCGCAUACCUUUUUUUGGCUUGAUGCUUAUUGCUGUUCGUUAAUUGAAUGUGUCAUUUGAGAUUGACUCCAGUCUUAAGCUGAAUCUUGCAUUUGGAGCGCUUCUUCCCGUGUUUGAAAUUCAAGCUGUGUUUUUUCACAAGGCAGUACCUCCUGGUGCGUGAGUGCAAUAUUGUGGUCUGAAGAUUUAACAAUCAAUGCUAUUUUGUACAGCUUUGCAAAAUGUACACGUUGUGACUGCUGAUUUGUGGAGCUUUUCAGCACCAAGAGCAAAAUGUAAACAUUCAUCAUUCAGGCACAUUUGCAAGACAACCUAAAGCCAUACACUUCCCUGAGGUAGACAUACAGUAAGACAUAAAAUUCAUCCCUGUUUCACAUAGUACUUACUUCACAACAAGGAAAAAAAUGUUCCAUUUGUAUGUUUUUGGUUUAUUCUCUCAGUUGAUUUCAGAUAAGAGCACAGCAAAAAGGCAGAUGAUGAGAGAUGGCAUAUAUGUUGGAUAAGAAUUUUGCUGAAAGCCACUGAAUUUUGAUGUUGUGUCACAGGAAAAAAAAAUAGGAAAAGGUUAUAUUAAAGCUUAAAAUACCUUUUUGGCAGUGAUUAAUCUGUAAGCGUUUAUGCCCAUGUGUAAAAAUGUCUGUGUUUCUUUCAAGAUAUGAAAUUGAACUUUUUUAUUUUCAUUUUUCGCAUGUUGCUGGAAACAUCAACGGACCUGCAACACUCUCAAUCAUCAAACUGAAAUAUGAAACACUACCUAUGUAUUGUUGGUUACACUUUAUUUGGGUAAUCUGAUGAUGAAGCAUUGCUAAUACUGAUGAUUUUUGUGGAUCCAGUUCAUUAUUUGCAUGUUUGUUAACAACAAGAAAGGCAAGGUCUCCCAUGUCAUACAACCAAGCUUUUCUGGCCAUACGUGGGUUCGAACUUAAAAAAGGGGUGACUUCAUUUUGCUGCUUCACCGAAACUCUGGAAAAACCCUCCUCCUAGUGUAAAAGCUGUCAACACAGUUGCAAACUUUUAGAAUAACAUCUAAAAACCUUUACUUUUCCAGUUUUUCUUCUUGGUUUUUUAUGUCCAUAAGUCUCUUGAUGUAGCUAUUGUUUGGUUGCCUUGUUUUUUUUGUUUUUUUUUUUUCUUUAAUUUUAUGUACCUUUAAAUAAUUGUUGUUGUUUCUUUGCAUUGUGACAAGAUUACUUGGGGGGUUAAAUGUAAGCAGGGGUAUGUAAUAUAUCUGGGGACAACCAUGAUGGGUUGGAAUGCAAUUGUGGGCGGGAACAUCAGUAAAACCAGAGACCAGGCUUGCAAUUCUUAAUACAAUUCAACACCUCCUGAAUCAAAGUGGUCAAAGUUGGUGCAGUGAUUCAACCAACAGAUUGCAACAGCCCUUGAACAAAACCUUAGGGUCAUACAGUGGCUUAAUAAAGGCUCCUUCACUUUUUGCACUAUUUAUUAUGUCUAUAUUUUGAUUUUAAAUAGAUAAAAGUGUCAUUUUUUCCCAUCAGUCUACAUACACUAACCCAGGGUUUUUUGUAAAUUUAUUAAAAUAACUGAUAUCUCUCAUUCACCAAAGUAUUCAGACCUUUUGCUGUGGCUCCCCAACCUGUGGUCAGGUGCAUCCUGUUUGCUCUAAUUAUCCUUGAGAUGUGUCUAGAACCUCAGUGAAGUCCACCUGUGGCAAAUUGAGUUGAUUGGUCAUAGCUUUGAAAGGCACACCGCACGUCAGGACAAAAACCAAGCCAUGAAGCCAAUGAGUUCUUUGUAGACCUCCUUGAUAAAUGCUAGGGCAAGGGGAAAAGUUACAAAACAAUUUCUGAAGCUUUGAGUGUUCCCACAGUGGCCUCAUUAAUUGUGAAAUGGAAUAAGUUUGGAAACACCAGGACUCUGAUUAACUGGGCAGGAGGGACAGUGGUCAGGGAGGUGACCAAGAACCAAACGGUCACUCUUAACAGAGUUUCAGAAGUCCUCUACAGAGACAGGAGAAUCUGCCUGAAGGACGACCGUCUCAGCCUUCCAUCAAUCAAGCCUUUAUGGUAGAGUGGCUAGAACGGACGCCACUUUUACUAAAAGGCAUUUGACAGCCUGACUGAUGAGACAAAAAGUUAACCCUUAGAGCAGAAUUCCAAGCACUAUGACUGUGUCUGACUGUCCCUCUAAAAACAUGUUUUUACACUUGGUCAUUAUUGAGUGUAGACUGAUGGGCAAAAAAAUGGCAGUUUUAUCCAUUUACAAUUAAAAGUAAUCCACAUUAAUGUGUGAGAAAAGAGAAGGGGUCUGAAUACUUUCUGAAGUCUCUGUAGCUCUGUCGGCUGCAAAAUUCACUGCAUCCACAAUCACAACUUCAACAGUUGUCUCUAGAUGUGUAGGCAAGCAGAAUCAUGUAUGACUUUCCUUAUGUUUUGUCUUUUUGUGAAACUCUUUUAAUGCUCAAGAGGUGCUUGAUAAAUAACAACUUAGUCAAACUGCAAAACAGUUUACUGAUUUCCAGGGUAUAUUAGCCCAUAUUUGGUGGCCAGUUUAGUACAACUUAGGGAUAAGCUUGUCAGGCUCAGCUGUGUGUUGUUAAAUUAAUCUCACAGUACUUUCAUCAGUCUUUAUCUUUGUCAGGUUAAUAGCUCAGCAUCUCCAAAGCUGUUUUCUAAGAGUGAUCAGCCAUCAUUGCAGUGUUACUGUUUCAAAUGUGUAAAGGAUGACAGCCCUGCCCCAAAGUAACCAGCAGCAGAAGCAAGGAAGGAGUUCUCCUGGACCAGUGGAUAGCAGUAAAAUGAACUGUAUCAUGACCAGUGCAACUGCUUGGAUGUAGAUGGGGGUGGGUGGGGGUGGGUGGUGGGAGGGCGGGGGUCAGUGAGCUGUUUUCAAAGAUCCAUGGUAUUGUUGGAGUUUAUCAGGGUCUGUUAUGAAUUUUGAGCUUAUUAGCUUGCUAACAUUUGCACGCCAACUGUAAGUCCUAAUAGAUUUGUUAAAGCUGAUGCAGAGCUAAUUUUGACAUACUGAAGCUAAGCCUAACAAGCCUGAGAUGGCCACAAUCCUGUAAUCAAUAGAGACGCAGUAAGUAGGGGAAAUGAUUGUUCAGCAUCAACAUUGGAGUAUCCAAAUGAAUUGUUACCAUUCUAUUAUUAUUAUUAUUAUUAUUAUUAUUAUUAUUAUUAUUAUUAUUAAGUGCCUGUUAUCUAUCCCUUUAACAUGUUUAGAGCUGGAAAAAACUUUUAGAUGUUACACAGAUGAGUGACACUGACUUAGCUUCAGAAUUUAAGACCAUACAUGAUCAAAUACACACUUUUCAUCUCCUCCUGAGGACUAAGCUUUGAGGAGGUUUGUGCAUGUCAGGGGAGGUCAACUACCAGACAGAGACAAAGAAUGAUUUGAAGUAAUGGUGGAUAUUUUUUUGUCCCCUGUUGUACAGUAUACCUGUAAAUAUUAACUCUGUUACAGUAACAACGCUCUGCUACAGUAACAAUAUUAUAAAAUAUAACAGUAUUGAAAGGGAAUACAAAGACUACUUCAAAAAAAGCCCUACAUUUGAGUACGUUAGCACAAAGUACAGGGCACCCAUGUCUUAUGUAUCGAAUUAGAUUCAUGACAAUUUAUGACUGUUUUUAUAUUGUCAGAACAUACUGUACAUUACAAUUUAGUUUUGAGCCACUUGCAAGGUCCAUAAAACAAGCACAUUUACUCGUAUGGCAUUAUGCUACCACAGUGUUGCUUACAUGUAUCCAUGACUAUGUCUGAAGAUUUUUACACCUAAUACCUUGCCUAUGUACUUUUUUGCUGUUCUGUUGGGAUCAUUAUAUCAGCUUAUUUCAAAUGAAUGUUUCAUAUAAUAAUCUAUUUCUCAUUAAAAGGCUAUAUUUAAUAAGAAGA